Molecule: messenger RNA, 3645 nt
Organism: Anopheles stephensi (Asian malaria mosquito)
Lineage: Eukaryota; Metazoa; Arthropoda; Insecta; Diptera; Culicidae
Product: death-inducer obliterator 1
Exons: 6
Coding region: 120-3158 (1012 amino acids)
Biological process (GO): protein ubiquitination; ubiquitin-dependent protein catabolic process; mRNA processing
Cellular component (GO): nucleus
Molecular function (GO): ubiquitin protein ligase activity
Source: RefSeq, a predicted model, not a curated record
UCGCCGGUUCAAUAUGGCGACUCGAUGAAAGCGCGAUGCUGUCACGACCUGGCCGCUUUCAAGACUGGCUUUUGGCUUGAUGCCCGCACUGACAGCAGCUGUCAAAAUAGCCCAUAAAGAUGUCCGAGACGAAUGACGACUCGCUUAACUUCGAUUUGGGCAACGAUGAUCCAGCCAUUCUUAAUGAGGACGAACUGCUCCUAUCCGACGACGAGAAUGGCAUCAAACUCGACCAACCCGAUGAAGACUUCUUGCUGGAGGAAACGGACGAUUGGGUUACGAAGGAGUUAGCGUCGAAGGAAAGUGAACCGGCGCCGGUGGCAGCUGCACCAGCGGCAGAGGAUGUAGUGCGCAAGCAUGAUGACAGUCCGGCGAUACAAAGUGCACCACCCAGCAGCAGCAGCAGCAGCAACAGCAGUGGCAGUAGAACGUUGGGAUUGGCAAAUGAAUCGCAGAACGAGUGCGGUGAAAGUGACAGUGCGACACACGAAGCCGACGGUUGUGAGAAGAGUGCGUGCGCGCCAGUGAACGACGCUGAGCCGCAUAUCGAUACAUCCCGCCCAAGGGAACACAGUGGUGGUAGUGCGGAUCAAAGCAAGCCACGGUCCGAAGUGAGUGUCGAAACAACGUCGCCUACUACAACCGAAAACGGUGCAGCUCGUGAACCGCAUCCGGGUCAUGAUGUUGUGGCCAGCGAAUCGAAGGAAUCGCUACGCUCGACAUCCUCAUCGGCGCUCGACGAUGGCUCGACGGUGGCCUCCUCGGUGGAGUACAGCUCUUCGGCGCAAACACUUGCCGAAACGACGUCCACGAUGUCCAGCAAUAGCAGCGCACGGCAGUCAGAGAAAACGACUGCCAGCGAACAGUGUGACACGACAUCGUCCGAAGAAGUGCUGUAUCUGUACAGCAAUCCCAACGAGGAGCACGACGGUGCGUACGAUACGGACGAGAUAAGUGAAAAGCGUGGGUGGAAAAAUGAAACCAAAAACGACACGCGACAUCCUCCGAUGCACGGACUUCACCAUCAACAGCAACCACAGCACCACGGCGGUCCACCCGGUUUGGCCGGUAAUCGACCCCGGCUACCGGGUAUGAAGCAUCCUUUGCUACCUCCGCAACAGCUCAUGCAACAUUCCGGCAUGGUUGCGCCCAACAUACUCGGUCCCCAUCGGCCGAACAACUUUGGACCGAUGCAUCCUGGCGCACGGAUGGACUUCCGGCCGGGUGGUAACCGACAGCGCUAUCCACUAAGGCCCGGCUUCGGUCCGGACAUGAUGAACCAGUUCCGGGGCGGUAUGGGUCGUAUGAAUUUCCCACCCGGCCCACUGCCACCCGGUAUGCAUCCGGGCGUGUUAAUGCAAGGCGGUGGACCGCCGGGCAGUGGCGGACCACCGAUGCCACCGAUGCGUGGCUUUCCCGGUCGUGGGCAUCCGUACGAAAUGGUACGCCAUAUGCCACCGCGUCUCAUUCGUCCGAUGGGAAAUGCAAAUGGACCGCAAAUGUUUCGCUCAGUCGGUCCGCCCAAUGGUGGCCCUACGGGGCCAGUGAAAGGACCGUUCGGACCACCCGUAUCACAGAGCGGACAGCAAGGCGGACAGAUCGGCAAUCCUGGUGGAGCAGGUGCGGCGGGAGCAGCAGUAGCGUCACUACAGCCCCAAUCCCUCCUCUCCGGAACGUUUGACCCGAUGACGGUAGGGGGAGGAAGUGGUGCAGGUGGAGCGGGUGGUGUAGCUACCAGCACCAACUCCAUCCAACCGUCCCCAGCCCCAGCCGCCGCACCCGUCGUUGCUGGCUUUCCACAGAAAGUGCUGAUUAAUCCUAAUUUUAAAGGUGGCGUCGAAGCCGUUAAGCAUCAGCUAAUGCGCGAUGCGGCCCUUAGCUCGCAGCAAUUUGUGGCCGGCGUUAGUGCCCGGCAGGUUAGCGAUGCGGAGCUGUUGCGCCAGCAGGAAGAGUUUAUCAACAAAAAUCGCAUCGAGGUGGAAAAGCGCCGACACGAGCGUUCACCGUCGCGCGAACGGGAACGGGACCGUGACCGCGAACGAGACCGUGACCGUGCCCGAUCGCGCGAACGUGACCGGGAACACCGGGAACGUGAGCGGGAUCGGGACCGGGAGCCUUUGCGUGGUCGAUCGCGGGAUCGCUCGAGGGAGCGGGAGCGUGAGAUGCGGCCACGGUCACGGGAACGGGACCGCGAGCGGGAAUACUCGCCGCGGCGGCAUCACCGUGGCGGCAGCCGGGAUCGCGAUUUUGGACGGGCCGGGCGGAGGAACUUUGGGCGGAGUCGGAACGCUAGCCGCGACCGGGACGACGACAACCGAUUCCCGAAGCGGCGGAAGAGCAGCGAUUACGGUGAAAACAACCGAGGACAUUACGACCGUAACGACGACGAUGAGGAUCCGGAAACUAGAGCUUACCGGAUGGAAAUAGAGAAGCAGAAGGCCACACGCGAAAAAAUGUUGCGCGAAAAGGAGAUGCGCCGGAAGCGGGCGGCCGAGGAAAAGCUUAAAUCACGAUCAAACGAGCAAAAACCUCAGGAAAACACUCCACCCAAGCUGACGCCGUUGGUCGUGACGGAAAAGAAAAUCAUCACGCUCAAAAAGAAACCAUCGGAACCGAUCAAAACCGAUCCCGUCGAGCAUGGUACGCGGCUCGACAACGAGCCUCACUCGAGCGAUGGCAGCAGCGAUCGGCAGCGAGCUCACAACAGUGAGCUUAACUCGGAGGCGAUCGAGCUAGAUCUGCUCGAAGAGUUGCUGCUCCGCGAACCGACCCCGGAGCCGAUGCCCUCGAAGCCGUCGCGAGUGACGACCAGCAGUGGUCAGGUUUCGACCACGAGUGGUACGGCCCUGGUUACGACCUCGUCGUCGGCGAAAGCUGCCGAUGGACAGACGUCAGCAGCAGUAGCAGCCGGGAAGGGUAAAUCAGUAGGAGGAGCAGGCGUGACUGUGCCAGCGAGCAGCCGAAGGAUCGUAGUGAUGAAGCAGCCAACUACCGAGAAGAGGGAGUCAGGGGGACUACAUCAAACAACGGUCGCCACCAGCAGCAGCAGCAGCAGCAGCAACAGCCGAAAGGCUCGCAUCUUCGAUCGGCUGGACAAACGGAUCGGUGUGAAUGAAGCCGACAAGCGUAAAAUUCAGAGGUUAGUCAAGGAUAAUUAACCGUUUCUAUCCUCACCCUCAGCUUCUGCCACCAGGCUACACACACCGCCACUAUCUAGCAGUGUGUGUAGCACGCAGUUAUUGUAGUAUCUCUCUCUGUGUGUGUGUAUGUGUGUAUUUGAACGCCCCAUUUAUUCAUCCAUGGGGGGAGCAUUUGGAAGGAUUCGAUUCGUUCGAAAAAAGGACAAAAGGUUUCUUUUUUAAACUGUUGGCUAACCUAUUGCAUGUGGCCCAACAUCGCCCAUCGAUUUUAGUCUUUAUUGGUUAAGAGCGUACACGCGUACGCGCAUCAUCCCCACAGCCGCGGAUAUCCUUCAGGCUGGGCGAUACAUUUGUUAGGUGGAUUUAUUUUUAAACUUUUAUCUUAUAUCAUUGUGCUUAGUUGCAAGCAUCCUUCCCCCAUGUUGGGAUGAUAGAAGGGCCAACCCCCGUGCACCCAGACGGUGGAUUAUCGAACGUUGUAUAUUAAACUGUUUUCCGUAUCUCA